AUGGCUCGCACUUCAAAGUUUUUGCACAAGAACAAUAUUUCGCACAAAGAUAUUAAACCCAACAACGUUUUGGUGUACAAUGGAAAUGUUCUCUUUACAGAUUUCGGGCUGGCAUAUGACUCUCCAAACCAAGAAGGCAGCACGACGGCGAGCAUGGUGAAUGGGAUGACGCCAAGAUAUUAUUCGCCUGAGGUAGCCAACUACGAACCUCGGAACACAUCUUCUGAUAUCUGGAGUUUGGGAGUGGUCUUUUCUAGAAAUGACGGCUGUGCUCAAAGGCAGAGCGAUUAA
This is a messenger RNA of Bipolaris maydis ATCC 48331, 291 nucleotides long. The record is from RefSeq and is a predicted model, not a curated record. Lineage: Eukaryota; Fungi; Ascomycota; Dothideomycetes; Pleosporales; Pleosporaceae.